This is a messenger RNA of Lycium barbarum (goji berry), 2038 nucleotides long. RefSeq lists its product as uncharacterized. Lineage: Eukaryota; Viridiplantae; Streptophyta; Magnoliopsida; Solanales; Solanaceae. Gene Ontology annotation, cellular component: cytosol. The transcript has 17 exons. Gene Ontology annotation, biological process: proteasome assembly. The record is from RefSeq and is a predicted model, not a curated record. The coding region runs from base 94 to 1665 and encodes 523 amino acids.
GAGUGUUAUGCAAGUAAACCAAAGUUUCAAAAACCUCUUUUGUACUCAAUUUUUUUUUUUCGCAGUGCAAAAAAACAAAACAAAACAGUAAGAAUGGAAGAAGAGUACUCUGUGGAUCCGGCUAAGUUACUCGAAGCAGCUACUGACUUUGCGUAUCAUCCUGGCGCUCAUUCCGAUGCUUCAGCUCAAGAUUUUCUCAAUCGAUUUCCUCUUCCAGCCAUUAUCAAUGCUUUGCAAACAAAAGCAGAUUACCCUGGCCUAGAAAAUGCCUUGGUUGAUUGUUUAGAAAGGCUUUUCAAAACAAGAUAUGGAGCAUCACUCAUUCCACACUACAUGCCAUUUGUUGUUGUCGGUCUGGGUGCAGAUUCUCAGAAAGUCAGACGUUUAGCAUGCCAAAUAGUAUCUUGCCUGUUGGAGAAUAUUGAUGAAGCAAUUAUUAUACAGCUAAUUAAUGAGUAUGGAGUUUAUCAACUUUUGCUUAAUUGCCUUAUCAGUGGGGAUGAGGAAGUUGCUGCAGCAUCUACAGAUGCAAUUAGGAAACUGGCUAGCCAUUCGAAAGGCAUUGAUAUAAUAUUUCCGGGAAGUGGCAAUGAAGCGACAAACCUCGUGAACUUGGCAACCAACUGUUCACCUCUGGGAAGAGUUAGAAUUUUAGCUUUGAUAGUGAAGUUAUUCUCCAUUUCCACUUCUGUGGCGUCAAGAGGCUACAACUCAAAUCUUCUUAGCCUGUUGGAGGCAGAAAUUAGCAAUUCAAAUGACACAUUAGUCACUCUGAACAGCUUGGAACUCCUAUAUGAGUUGGCUGAUGUUCAGCACAGCACUGAGUUCUUGUCAAGGACUAAACUUCCCCAAAUUCUUACUUCUAUUAUUAGUGAUGCUUCUGCUGAAUCAAUUUUGCGAUCAAGAGCAAUGAUGAUAACUGGAAGGCUGAUGGCAAGGGAGAAUGCCCUCGUGUUCAUCGGUGAAUCUGGUUGUAGGGAUCUUAUUUCUGCAAUUGACGGGAGACUCGAUUUGUUAGAAAGUCAAAAUGCAGAUGAAUGUGAAUGUGCUCUUGAAGCAUUGGGACAAAUUGGAUUGUCCAGCAAAGGGGCAGCAUCACUUCUCUCAGGUGCACAACCUGCAGGAAGACAUGUGAUUUAUGCAGCUUUUGAUCGGCAACAGCAUGGUAAACAGCUGGCGGCAUUACAUGCUCUUGCAAAUAUUGUUGGAGAAACUCGUGCAGAAAAUGAUGUAUUGCUGAAUGGUGACGCAGAGCAGAGUCUUCGGCGCCUGAUCUAUGAAACAGCAUCCAAGACUUCAAAGCUGACACCUUCAGGUCUCCUCUUAUCAGUUCUUCAACAGGAUUCAGAAAUUCGUAAGGCGGGCUACAGAGUGAUAACUGGGUUGGUGAUGCGAGCUUGGUGCCUGAUGGAGGUUAUCUCCAGACGAGAAAUAAUAGAUAUAGUGACUGACGCAUUUACAGAGACAGAAAAGAUAGGUAUGGAAGCUAGACACAAAUGUUGCCAGUCAAUCUACAAAGGUUUCACCUCAUCUAGUAAACUGAUCGCUGACAGUGCACUUUCUGGUGUAGUCACAAAGCUUGAGGAAGCUAUCAGAAGAGGUCCAUAUCUAGGAAGAAAGCAUUCGGAAGCACAACCUGCAGUGAUGACUGAGCAGAGAUUUUAGUCUUUCUCGACAUCAUAGAUACUAUCUACAAGUGCUAUUUUCAGCCAUGAUGUACCAUCUUUAAGAUGUUUAACUCCCUGUAGUCUGUAGUGGAUCAACUUGCUUGCUCACUUCCCUUGUAAAAUGUCCCCCUUUCUGUAGGCCAGCAACAAAGAUGGUAUACUAGAUGUCUAGGCAUUUGGCGUUAACUGCUAAAGUUGGGUUUAGCUAUUCGAGUUCACUGGCCUAGUACAUUUCAAAAGAUUUCAUCCAAGAGACUGCAUUACUUUAUGCUGGAAUGUCUCCUGCCGAAUUGAUAAAUGCUUGAACUCGAGCUUGUUUAGACGGGCCGAUAUUGAGCUAAAAUAUCUAUGUUGAAUCUUGGUUGGCUCUA